This is a messenger RNA of Talaromyces rugulosus, 321 nucleotides long. RefSeq lists its product as uncharacterized. Bases 1 to 321 code for a protein of 106 amino acids. The record is from RefSeq and is a predicted model, not a curated record. NCBI's taxonomy places the organism in Eukaryota, Fungi, Ascomycota, Eurotiomycetes, Eurotiales, Trichocomaceae. The transcript has 3 exons.
AUGGACGCUGCAGAAGACUCAGAUGACUUACUGUCAGAGGAAAAUGAUGACGGCGAGGGCGAUGACAGCUACGACGAUUAUACAAUCCGUCCAUUAGACAGCGUUUCGAGAAGCAAAGGCUACUUCAACGCCUUAAGCGACAAAAAGCUGCAUAGAAACGUCAAAACAUGGGACAACCGCCCGCAGGCCAUACCCAAUGAAAGAGUGGUGCACCAAAGAGAUCUUUCGUCGGCCAAUGCGUUGGUUGGUGGCAUUUUCCCCAUAUUUUAUGACAAGCGUUUUGGUCUUUUAGUGCAACUCUCAACAGAUAAGAUAAUUUAG